AUGUCCUGUUCAACCACGGCGAUAUGGUGGAUCCACGGAGAGCCGCGAAAUUUCCAACCAUUUGUUGUGAACCUAGUAACCGAAGUGAUUUCGGAGAGUGAUCCCGGACAAUGGUAUCACGUAAGAACGGAUCUGAAUGUUGCUGACAUUGCAACAAGGGGAGUCGCCGCCAACGACCUUAAGCCAGAAUCACGAAGGAUAAACGGUCCAGAUUUCCUAAAGUCCGAAAAGUCAGAGUGGCCCAUCGAUGACAUUCCUGGCCCACCUUCUCCAACCGCCCAGAGGGAGAUGAAGAAGAAAGUGUUAGGAGCAAAGGUGGUUGUGCCAAAGCUUCUUGACCCAGCCGGCUAUUCCAAUUGGCUCAAGCUUGUUCGCGUUACCGCAUGGAUUCUGCGGUUCUGCCAUAACCUGCGUAAGAAAGAUCGGCGGAACGCGGAAGUUUUAAGUGUCGAAGAAUUGGAGGAAGCUGAGCUGAAUUGGAUCAAGUCUGCACAACAAGAUCGUUUUGGAGUUGAAAUCGAGUCAUUGUCGAAAGAUCGUCCUGCCGGCCAGCUAGUCGGAUCUAAAAUGGUUUGA
This is a messenger RNA of Paramuricea clavata, 576 nucleotides long. NCBI's taxonomy places the organism in Eukaryota, Metazoa, Cnidaria, Anthozoa, Malacalcyonacea, Plexauridae. The record is from the annotation of a GenBank genome assembly.